AUGAUAUCAUCAGGUUCCCAGUUGUUGGCCAUCAUAGUACAAAAAUUGGGUAGUUUAGCAUCUCUUCUCUCUCUCUCUCUCUCUCUCUCUCUCUCUCUCUCUCUCUCUCUCUCUCUGUGUAUUAUUCUCAUUGAUUCUUUUUCUUUCUUUCUUUCUCUCUUCCGUCAUUAUUUUCUCUUUACAGUUUUUCUUUCUUUCACCUUUCUUCUAUCUGUCUCUCUUCCUUUCUUUCUUUCAAUUUAUCUCUAUAUCUCUCUUCCAUUCUUUCUUUCACUUUUCUUCUCUCUCUUCUUUUCUCUCUCUCACUUUCCUCUCCCUCUCCCACUCUCUUUCUCUCUCUUCCUUCCUUUCUCUAACAUCCCCUCUUUCUCUCUUUCUUCCUUUCUUUUCUCUUUCAGUUUUCUACUCCCUCUCUCUCUCUCUCUCUCUCUCUUCCUUUCUGUCUUUCAAUUUAUCUCUAUAUCUCUCUUCCAUUCUUUCUCUCACUUUUCCUCUCUCUCUCUCUUCUUUUCUCUCUCUCACUUUCCUCUCCCCCUCUCUCUCUCUUCCUUAAUUUCUCUCACAUCCCCUCUUUCUUUCUUUCUUCCUUUCUUUUCUCUUUCAGUUUUCUAUUCCCUCUCUCUCUCUCUCUUCCUUUCUGUCUUUCAAUUUAUCUCUAUAUCUCUCUUCCAUUCUUUCUCUCACACUUCCUCUCUCUUUUCUUUUCUUUUCUCUCUCUCACUUUCCUCUCUCUCUCUCUUUCUCUCUCUUACUUUCUUUCUUUCACUUUUCCACUCUCUAUCUCUCUUCCUUUCUUUCUUUCUUUCUUUCUUUCAAUUUAUCUCUAUAUCUCUCUUCCAUUCUUUCUCUCAAAUAUCUCUCUCUCUUUUCCAUUCUUUCUUUCUUUCUUUUCCUCACUCUUUUCUUUCUCUCACUUUCCCUCUAUCUCCCUUCUUUUCUUUCUCACUUUUACCCUUCUCUAUCUUCCUUUAUUUCUUUCACUUUUCCCCUCUCUCUUGCUUCCUUUCGUUCCCUUACUUUCCUCUCUCUCUCUCUCUCUCUCAUGCGCAUUUCCUUACUUUCUCUCAUUUCUCUCUCACUUUCUUUCGCUCAUUCUCACCCUCUCUUUCUUUCUACAUCUUAUGCGCCUUCAUUUUCUUUUAA
Molecule: messenger RNA, 1143 nt
Organism: Acanthosepion pharaonis
Lineage: Eukaryota; Metazoa; Mollusca; Cephalopoda; Sepiida; Sepiidae
Source: the annotation of a GenBank genome assembly